AACUUAUCAAUACUCAAGAAACUUUACGUAUUGCUAAGGCAUGGAAUAUAGUUAAUGAAUCGAAUUCAGAAGAAGAUUCAAAUAAAAAUUCUCAGGAUAGUUAUACUUCCAAUUCAGAUAUGACUACAAUACCAGAAUUAGCCGAUGUCAUAGAGGGUUAUUUAGAUAAUACUAGAAUAAACAGAACCAUUUUAGCCAACCAAAUAAAAAGAGCUACAAGGCAGAUUCGACGAAAAUAUACAAAUGAUCAAACUUAUUUAAUAAAUGAACAGCAACGAUAUAAAAG
Messenger RNA from Diversispora eburnea, 286 nucleotides. The record is from the annotation of a GenBank genome assembly. NCBI's taxonomy places the organism in Eukaryota, Fungi, Glomeromycota, Glomeromycetes, Diversisporales, Diversisporaceae.